This is a messenger RNA of Sphaeroforma arctica JP610, 5599 nucleotides long. RefSeq lists its product as hypothetical. The transcript has 12 exons. The annotation marks the transcript as partial. The record is from RefSeq and is a predicted model, not a curated record. Gene Ontology annotation, cellular component: membrane. Gene Ontology annotation, molecular function: transporter activity; ATP hydrolysis activity; ATP binding. NCBI's taxonomy places the organism in Eukaryota, Ichthyosporea, Ichthyophonida.
GUUUUCACGAGACAUACAUAACUUUACUGAAAGACUCAUUUCGUUUAUUUAUUUCGAAUUUCACUAUACUUAGACUUAACCUAAGCGUUUAAUUACUCAAUGGCGUUAAUAUCGCUUUGAUAGACCAAAACUUACAGAGGACAUUCUUCAUUUUGCCGCUGGGUUGGGGGGUAUCUGGGGAGUUUAUUGCCGCAGGCAAGUAUCAUGGCUUCCGUGUUUCUGGUGAAAGUAGAAUCACCAUCUGUAAGCAGGGUGUGAGUCUUUCAUUGACGAGGGAUGCGGAUAAGUAGAGCUUUGAUAAGUUCAUUCAUGUGUCUUGUCAAUACGGUCGCUGUGAUGGCGGUGUCUACUACCAGCAUCGACUAUGUUCAACGCAUAACAAUUUCCGUAUCGGUCGGCAGGCAUCGGAUCUUAGAGAUCAAAGCUGAGCUGUUUUCCUGGAAUACCGUAGGCUGUGGGAGAUGUAGAGUGAGACAAUACCUUGGUUGCCCUGAUCUUGCCCGAAGGGCAGUGUUUAAGCAGGGUGUACCGUGGCGUAUCAGAUGGCAGCCUUAAAAUUGUCGUCAGGGAUGAUUGUGGUGUGGAGGGGGCCUAUUAAGGCUACAAGGAUGAACAUUCAUGAGAGCUUACCCACGGCAACCGUGCCGUGGUGUUUGAAGUGAAGGAUGGGCUGUGGAUUAUGUACGGGGGGCAUUGUAUGGGGGCAAUAAACUUGUUCCACCACGCUGCACAUGGGCGUAGUGGUACUACUAAUGCCAGUUGGACACCCAUUGUGACAACGGUGUCCAGAAGCUCUGAGGUAAGAGGUGGACCUUACGUCAGUCGGUAGUGAUACCACCACAAGAAUCUAGUGAGCUGGUCAGUUUUGGUUGAGGCAAAAAGGUCCAAGGUGAGGACGUAGUUGAGAUAGUUCGUGGCCUGUAAAAAAUACGCGCGAUUCAGCAUCAACUCUUCUGUAUCCCCGCCCGGUGAAUGGGGCGGAAUGAGUGUGACAUUAUCUCUGGCGGCCACUCUGAGGGUGGUCGUGCGGCUGCGGUGGCCGAAAGUGCGGUAAUAGGCAUCGUAUGUCUGAUUAAGGUGUGUUGUAUGAUGCAUCGGCGAUCGGGAAAGUAGUAAGUGGAGCUACUGUGGGGGGUAUAGAGGGUGGUGCUACGGGAGUGAGAGGUUGCGUUGAGAUUGGGGCGACUGUGGGGUCGGGUAUCAACUGUAGGAGACCGAGUGCAUGGUGGCGGACUAGUGGGGGUUGUGGAGGCCCUGAGGCUGCGCGCUGCUGCUGGUGGUUGUGCUAAAGCUAGGAGUUGGUCGUAGUAGAGACGGUAGCCACCCUGUGUACGUGAGAGAGCCAAGUGAACUGGUGCCAUAGUGGAGGUGAUAAGUCUACAUGCUUGUUAACUGGGAAUUGGAGGGUAAAUACAGCAUCUUGGAGUUGGUUCUGGGAAACUAGUUGUUGCUGAAUACUAUCGCUCAGCGAUGUAUAUGCUUACGGUGCGAAUAUGACGUGUACUUUCGUUCGCAAGUAAUAUGAUGAAAGACCCAUGUUCCAGGUUCUUGAGGGGAUGCUACAUAGAAUAUAGUGUAGAGUAAAUACAGGGGGGCUCCGCCAUCAUUAAGUAGUUGAUAUUUUGGGUGGGUCGGAGCGGACGGGCUGAGUUUAGCAAGUUUAGGAAACACAUAAGGAAAACAAAAAGAAAGUUGGUUCUUUUGGAGCAAACUGUAUCAAUAUGGUUUAGUCUAAAGCAAACACUGCAGGAGAGACUAGUGGCUGUAUACUUGGUGCAGGCGUGACCUUUCUGGGUGCAUUUUCCACAUGCACGGGAGCAAGCAUUUGCCCUGUGGAAAUCUUCGCAUCACACAAAGCAGGGGAUCGGACCCCGGAGUGCGCGGUUGGUAGAUGUUCACAGAUGUUCAAGCUCAUCAUUGUGUUGGAGAAGUGGGGCUAGCAAGGGCUCGGUGGUAGUGGCUUUGGAUCCCUGUGAGCCUGAGAUAGAGGCAGUAACCGCGACUGUACGUGCGACAAACAGGGGCCACAGGAUUGAUCCGGUGCCACACCUCAAUCUGUUCGCACAUAUGGAUGGGUGAUACGGACAGUCUGUCGCAGUGGUUGAUGAGAUAGUGAUUCACUAUUUCCUUUUCAGCGUUUCCUGGGCCGGUAAGGAACAUCUCCUGGAUGAAGAUCGGUGAUAAGAUGGUCUUCUGGAGCUCAGCUUCACGUACGACCAGUGAUACCCGUUUAGAUCAGACUCUGAUGGUAUCAUCAUCAUUUUGCUUGAAGUUCUGAAGAAACGCUUAAGAAAAUGGUGUUGGAUUUCUCGGAGGACGUGUGUCGGUAUAUUUUGCGGAGGUACAUAGAAUAGAAGUGCCAUUAGGUGUGGUCCUAUUCAGUUCGAGAGAGGUGAGGACAAAAUCGAACAAGGAAAUGAAGCUCUAGACCCAAAACUCUAAAACCCUUUGUAAAAUCUCAGGAGGGUUUUAGGGUUUAGGGUUCUGGCCCCUAGUCUCUAGAGUCCUAGCCCCAAAAUCCGGUUUUUGGAUCUUGGUGUAUUACCAGGGAAUAAGCCAACGCAACAGCAAUGGCAAUAGUAGCCUUCUGAUGUGAGUUAUGUCCCGAGUCCUCUCUAGAAAUUGGACUGGGUCAAUAUAUUAGGAUGUUCUAAUUUCGCCUUUUCCUGAUUUCUCAUCAUCACGAUGACUGGACAAGUAAGAGUAUAGAUCAAAUCACUUUUUUAACGAGAUCUGGGGAGAUGGGGAGAUAUGAGAUGUGUACGCGCAGAUAUAUAUAUUAAAGUGUAUGCGGUGUAGUCUCUGUAGUGUACACAAAUAAACGCUCUCGACUAGACAGUCGAGUCUGCAUAUAGAGUGAUCUAGGUAUACCUUAUCGUGGAUUUAGUCUUGAUAACUCUAGCGCCUCGCAUCACAUUGCUAACUCUCAACAUAAUAAAGUAUCAUCACAAAGGCACUUGAAGUAGUGUAAUACAACUGCACGUAUAUAUAUAUAUAUAUAUAUAUAUAUAUAUAUAUAUAUAUAUAUAUUUAUACCUUUGUAAUCACAUUGUAUAUCAAAAUUCGGCAGGUCCGUACUCCGUAGUUGAAAGCUUAUUCGAUAAGUAUAGCUUAAUCAAAAAAGAAAAUCUAAUCAGUAAAUCGAUAUAGUGUAUUAAACAUACAUUCAUUCAAAUCGAUAUACGCAUGAUAUACAAUCAAUAUACGUCCGAUAUAGUGUAGUAUAUACACAUAUACUCAUUUGAACAGCCAUAGUGUAUCAAGUACACAUUCAAUCAGAAGAAAUAUAUUGUAGUAUAUAUAUAUAAGGUUGUGCUCCUUCGAGGUAGAACAGAUGUCGUCCUAUUCCAGCACCUCAUCGAUUGGGAAAUCGCCCGGGCGUCCACGACGUGGCACACACGUCAGUACCAAGGACAAGUACUGCUACUACGCUCUGCAGUCAUCAUGCACAAACUGCACAUGCGAUCCUUGCAUGUGUGCAGCCAACCGAUCAAAGGCGAGUCUCUCCGUCAACCCAAACAGCACGACACCCAACCCCGGCACAGACGCAAGCACAGGCUCAGGCUGCUGUGUGGGCUGUAACUGUGAGAACGUUGUUGUGCCGGUGGCUGUCCAAUAUAUUGGCCCUGAGGACAAUACGGCUCCAGAUAUGCGGGCAAAGAGGGUGCGGCAAGCCAUCACAGACGCCUUAGAAAACCCCCAUAGCACACGCGAUGUAAAGUGUAUUCUGGGCUUUGAAGUCAGCGCUACAGGCGACCGCGUCAGAUUUGACAUAACGCCUAUCUCGGACUGGGAAGCCUUUUUGGGACAUCUGCUGCAAGACAGUCACUGCAGUGACUACGACUUCACCCCCGCGCCAGCCAGUUCUGCCGAUGUCAAAAGGCGGACAAAAGCCAAUUUACAGCCGAUGAUAGCUGAUUCUCCACUGAGAAAUGGCAGUGUGAAUUCGGCAAAAGCCAAUUCUCAGCCCGUGAGCAAUAUGGUGGUGCAGGAUACUAUACGCGAAGAGCAGCCUGUACCAAAGACGAUCACGGAGAAGCCGACAUCCAUGAAAGACAUUCCGGCCAUUGCGGUUGAAGGAGAGAGCGCUGUCAGUAUAAAUGAAGAGGAGUGGACUGCCAUGAUAUCGAUUGAAGGGAUGACCUGUGCGUCGUGUGUGGCUAACAUCGAGGAGCUCAUGACGAAGGACAAUGCUGUGAACAGCAUAUCCGUCAAUCUGCUGGGCGAGAAGGCCACAGUAGCCUACAACCCAAGGUUGACUACAGCCGAGAACAUUGCCGAGGCUAUUGAGGACAUGGGCUACGACACCAGCGUGCUGGAUGUGCGAGGCGAAGUAAUCAAUCAGAACGCACAGGCGUCCAUCACAACAGCCACACUGAGUGUGGGGGGGAUGACAUGCGCCUCAUGUGUACACAACAUAGAGACGCACCUGAGCAAGCAGGAGGGUAUUGUGGCUGUGUCUGUGAACCUACUGACGGCUAGUGCGAAGGUGACCUUCGACCAGGAUGUGCUGGGCAUACGGGCGGUGUGGCAGUGGCGCCUGGCCGUGGGUGUUCUGUUCACGGUCCCUGUCUUUCUGAUAGCGAUGAUUUUCCCCAAGUCUAUUUUUGGCGGUGUUUUCCAGAAGGAGGUGUACAGUGAGCUGACAGUAGAGAUGGUGGUGCUGUUUGUACUGGCUACUCCUGUGCAGUUCUGGGUGGGGUGGGUGUUCUACCGAGGGGCGUACCAUGCGCUUAAGAGAGGGUCAGCUAACAUGGAUGUCUUAGUGGUACUAGGAACUACAGCUGCGUAUGGCUACUCUGUGCUGGCCUGUGUGUUGGCCAUUUUCGGGGCAUUACCUGAGACCAUGACCUUCUUCGAUGCGUCUGCGAUGAUCAUCACGUUCAUCUCUCUGGGCAAAUAUCUGGAACAUCUGACGAAAGGGAAGACCACUAUGGCCCUUACUACACUCAUUGACCUGCAGGCGAAGCAUGCCGUUCUAGUCGAAGGCUUUGACGCUGGCGACCUCACAGAGACUGAGGUGCCCAUUGAACACGUGCAACGGGGUGAUGUGCUCAAGGUCUAUCCAGGCGCAAAGGUACCGACAGACGGGGUGGUGGUGAGUGGCGUGUCGUCAGUGGAUGAAUCAUUGGUGACCGGAGAGAGCCUUCCGGUGAAUAAGGACGUUGAGGACAGUGUGGUGGGGGGCAGCAUGAACACGGUGGGGGUGCUGCAUGUCAAGGCGACCAAGGUGGGCUCGGAUACAAUGCUGUCGCGUGUAACGCGGAUGGUUGAGGAUGCCCAGACGAACAAAGCACCCAUUGAGGACCUCACAGACUACGUGGCGGGUCGCUUCGUACCCGUUGUGGUGAUCAUCGCAUUGGUGACUCUGGUCGUGUGGUUAGUCCUGGGCCACUUGGUGCUGUCGCCUGCGUCUAUGCCGCACGGGUUCACAACCUUUCUGUUGGCAUUCAACUUCUUCAUCUCAGUAUUGGUCAUUGCCUGCCCCUGCUCACUGGGUCUGGCCACUCCUACUGCCGUAAUGGUUGGCACUGGGCUGGGUGCGAAGAACGGUAUUCUCAUCAAAGGCGCGAAGGCUCUGGAAACGGCACACAGGGUA